Messenger RNA from Scomber japonicus (chub mackerel), 632 nucleotides. Its product is annotated as histone H1-like. The record is from RefSeq and is a predicted model, not a curated record. Gene Ontology annotation, biological process: nucleosome assembly. Gene Ontology annotation, molecular function: DNA binding; structural constituent of chromatin. Gene Ontology annotation, cellular component: nucleosome. NCBI's taxonomy places the organism in Eukaryota, Metazoa, Chordata, Actinopteri, Scombriformes, Scombridae. The transcript has a single exon. Bases 4 to 618 code for a protein of 204 amino acids.
AUAAUGGCAGAAGUGGCUCCAGCUCCCGCCGCCGCCCCGGCUAAAGCCGCCAAGAAGAAGUCCGCAGCAAAGCCCAAGAAGACUGGCCCCAGCGUCAGCGAGCUCAUCGUUAAAGCUGUGUCCGCCUCCAAGGAGCGCAGCGGAGUGUCUCUGGCCGCCCUCAAGAAGGCUCUGGCUGCCGGAGGCUACGAUGUAGAGAAGAACAAUGCCCGCGUUAAGACCGCCGUCAAGAGCCUGGUAGCCAAAGAGACUCUGGUCCAGACCAAGGGGACCGGGGCCUCCGGCUCCUUCAAGAUCAACAAGAAGGCUGAGCCAAAGCCCGCAAAGAAAGCCGCUCCUAAAGCCAAGAAGCCCGCCGCCAAGAAACCUGCAGUGGCUAAGAAGCCCAAGACCGCAGCCAAGAAGACAGCAGCUGCUAAGAAAUCCCCCAAGAAGGUCAAGAAGCCCGCAGCGGCCAAGAAAGCAGCCAAGAGCCCCAAGAAGCCCGCAGCCAAGAGCCCGAAGAAGGCCGCAAAGAGCCCCAAGAAAGUCGUCAAAAAGGCUCCAGCAGCCAAGAAGUCCCCCGCUAAGAAGGUGGCCAAGCCCAAAGCCAAGAAGGCAGCACCCAAGAAGAAGUGAGCUGACAUCACUCU